Colossoma macropomum (tambaqui) is the source of this 3739-nucleotide messenger RNA. It is a transcript of the gene epc1b, whose product is annotated as enhancer of polycomb homolog 1 (Drosophila) b. Gene Ontology annotation, cellular component: piccolo histone acetyltransferase complex. The transcript has 14 exons. Gene Ontology annotation, biological process: regulation of transcription by RNA polymerase II. The record is from RefSeq and is a predicted model, not a curated record. The coding region runs from base 1181 to 3571 and encodes 796 amino acids. Lineage: Eukaryota; Metazoa; Chordata; Actinopteri; Characiformes; Serrasalmidae.
AUUUUUUUUUUCAUGUUUCUCUGUCAACUCUGCAGUUGUAUUUACUGUGGCAAAUUUGGUAUUGGGCAGUUUUUGAUUAUUAUUUAAAUGUGUUGAAUGUUGUAUGCAUUUGUGUCAAACCAGCUUUCCAGAGGCUAGUGGCUCAUGUGUAAUUGUUUGCAGGGGAGCACUCGAGAGCCAGGGUUGUGAACCAUUCCUCUAUUUUCUAGCCCUGAUCCUGGGGUCCCCUCAGCACUGCAGUUUCAACUUUUACUUUCUCCAACACACCUGAUCCAGCUCAUCAAGUAAUUAUUGAGCCUUUAAUGAGCUACAACAGGUGUGUCGGGACAAUUAAAACUAUGCAGUGCUGUGGGUUCCCCAGGAGAAGGAUUAAACAAACUGCUCUAGAGUCGUGUGUCCCAAACAUCAGUUCUGGAGGCCCACCUGCACUGCACAGUUGUUCCCUACAUAUCAUUAUCAGAUUCUUGCUUCCUCAGUCAGGUGUGUUAAAAGAUUCAGAUCACAGAAGUCUGGUGUUCAGGUGGACUACAGGGCUGGACUGGAAGAACUAGAGAAAACUUGACCACUGACUGGCAACACCCUUCCACCAACAAUACAUCCAGCCCGAGGGAUUCGUCUUAUAAAUGGAAUUGCCUUUAAGUUUUGAAUCAGUGUGCUGGAAUAUAUUGUCUCCCUUUUCUGGAACCUUUAACUGUGCUUGUAUAAAGAGGGAACACGGUGUACAAACAGCACUCCAGUGACUGAACCCGCAUCUCCAGCACAGCCAGGGAGUUUGUUUUGAAUUGCAGAAGGCGCGCUGUGUGGAGAGGAGAGGAGAGGAGGGGGCCAUCACACGCACCGCGCAGGCGCUGUAAACCUUGUGGGAAUGGCUGUUCUGUGAUCAGGGGGUUGGGCCGCGAAGAGCGAACCGAGUCUUAAAGAGUUUUUAAUGUCCGCCAUGUUGGCCAUGGCGUAUUGAACCAGGGAAAGGGAGCGGAGCUACUGGGAAAAGUAGACCGAGAGAGAGCGACCAAGAUCCGGGCCUUCCCGGCACGGCUCGCCCCGCCAUAUUAGACCUAUAGCCAGUCGAAACCAAAAGCUCCGGGAUCACGAAAUAAAACCAUCCAUGACAGCUUUAAUCGGAUCCGUGGUGAAUAUUAGGAGAUCGGAUAGAUUUAUGCUGCAUCUCGAGUUAUAAAAAAUGAGUAAAUUGUCGUUUCGGGCACGGGCGCUGGACGCUUCCAAGCCGCUCCCCGUCUUCCGUUGUGAGGACCUUCCCGAUCUGCACGAAUAUGCCUCCAUUAACCGGGCAGUGCCGCAGAUGCCGACGGGGAUGGAGAAAGAGGAGGAAUCGGAGCACCAUCUGCAACGGGCGAUCUCAGCACAGCAGGUGUAUGGAGAGAAGAGGGACAACAUGGUGAUUCCCGUGCCCGAGGCAGAGAGCAACAUCACUUACUAUGAUUCCCUCUACGCAGGGGACUUCAAGAUGCCCAAGCAGCUUAUACACAUCCAGCCCUUCAACUUGGACACGGAACAGCCAGACUAUGACUUGGACUCGGAUGACGAGGUGUUUGUGACCAAGCUGAGGAAGAAGUUGGAGGUGGGGGCGCUGCAGUUUGAGGAGAUGAUUGACCGGCUGGAGAAAGGCAGCGGACAGCAGUUGGUGACUCUGCAGGAGGCAAAGCUCCUUUUGAAGGAGGAUGAUGAGCUGAUCAGGGAGGUGUUUGAGUACUGGAGCAAGAAAAGGAAGUCAUGUCAGAGUGGAUCUCUCAUUCCAACCGUGAAACAGGAAAAGCGAGACGGUUCUAGCACAAACGACCCCUACGUGGCCUUCAGGCGCAGAACUGAGAAAAUGCAGACGAGGAAGAACCGUAAGAAUGAUGAGGUUUCGUAUGAGAAGAUGUUGAAGUUAAGGAGAGACCUGAGCAGAGCCGUCACCAUUUUGGAGAUGAUCAAGCGACGUGAGAAAAGCAAGAGAGAAUUGCUGCACCUCACACUGGAGAUAGUGGAGAAAAGGAAUGGCAUGGCCGAUUUUGGUGGUGAGGUGAUGGCAGAAGUUUUGGCUCAGAGGGCUCUGGAGAAGCCGGUGAUCCCCCUGAUCCCAAUCACCAACAGCAACCAGUACAGACACGCAGAGCAUGAUCGUGACUACAAGAGCAAGGUGGACAAGCCAGAAGUGGUGCGUCAGAAGAGAAAGUAUGAGAAGAAGCCGAAGCCGUUGCCGCUGGCUAGCUCUCACCACUCCAGCCCUGCAGCCUUCAACACUAAAGACCUCAACCAGUACGACUUCCCCAGCUCAGAUGAAGAGCCCUACUCACAGCUGUUUUCUGGCUCAUCGGAGGCAGAAGAGGAGAAUGAUCCUGAUGGUGUGUUUGCAUUCAGGAGAAGAUCCGGCUGCCACUAUCACGCUGUGCGUGAGGGACAGGCUGGUUCCUGGCGUUGGUCAGACCCUGCGGAGGGAGGUUUAGGAGAUGUUCGCUACCGAUACUCUCUCACCACACUCACAAUACCACGACGAUGUAUAGGGCUGGCACGGCGGCGGGUUGGGAGAGGGGGCAGGGUUUUGUUGGACCGAGCCCACUCUGACUGGGAUGCUGUCUAUCAUGGGCUGAACCUGGAAUCCCCUGCAUCUCCCGCUCCCUCACCCGCCCACCAGCCUUUUACUACUUAUACCUCGCACACCUUCGUCAGUACCUCCUCCUCUGCUUCUGCUCCUUCCUCUUCACCCUCCUCAUCCUCACCGGACCUCUCACAGAUCCUUCGGAAUAUCAAAGCCAGCCGCUGGAGGCACUUCAGACCCCGACCAGCGCUGCUCAAUGACCCCGACAACCCUCAGCCUGGUUUUGCACGGAGACCUGGCCGCGGCCACCUCAUCCAGCCAAUCAACACGCUUACACGAAGUCGAGCCAACAGCAGAACGCUACCCCCUCCACCCACGCCUGUGUUCACAGCUGAGCAGUACCAGCAGCAUCAGGAGCAGCUGGUGUUGAUGCAGAAACAGCAGCUGGAGCAGGCACAGCAACAGCAAAGAACCAACGCCAACACACAGAGCUCGUCAUCUAAUAUUUUAGACUCUGCGAGUGCGCAAUUUGCUGCUUCUGCACUGGUGAACACAGACCAGCUGAUUGCAGUGAAGAGCAAGGAGGAAGGAAUUCUGGGAGUUGGAGUCAACGGAGUUGUAUCGGCCUCAGGAGUAUACAAGGGCUUGCAUCACACGAGCACAACCUCCGCCAGCCCCACCCCCUCCUCUAACCACCAGUGUGACGCCCCUACCUCCACCCCCAACAACGGAACCUCCUCAGCCAAUCAUCACGUUGGCUCUGCCAGCCCCGCCCCUGCGCAGGCACUAUUAGCUGGGGCUGUAAGAGUAGGCGUGCCAACGCCAGCGGCAACACUGAGUGUGCGGCAUCUCCAGCGGCAGCUCACAGUCCCGGCCUCCGCCCUCAAACUCGCCGCUAAUGCCAACAGACAGAUCCCGAAAGUCACAGCAGGGUCAACUGCCCUCGACAUGGGGACCAGGGAAAACCACGAUCAAGAGAAGCCAACAUUGAACAGUAUAACGGAAAACACAGUAGCCAUGGAGGUUACGUAGCCCCACCGGCCCUGCACCCCCUUCCUUCUCCCGCCACCCCGACAUUUGGGGCAUCUACUCUAGGUGCUGUGCAUCGUAGUGACGCUGUGUUUCCAUGGCAACCGUUGGGACUUUACUGCAAUGCUUGUCUUUUUUUUUCUUUUUCUUUGUUACUGUUAAAAAAAAAAA